This is a messenger RNA of Sphenostylis stenocarpa, 741 nucleotides long. The record is from the annotation of a GenBank genome assembly. Lineage: Eukaryota; Viridiplantae; Streptophyta; Magnoliopsida; Fabales; Fabaceae.
AUGGAGUGGUCUGCAAGAUGUGCUACCAUGGCUUACCUUGAUGCCCUUCAGCUGAAUACAUUGAGCAGGAAGCAUCGCCGGAAUAAAUCAAAUAAACACACAUCAAAGAAGUGCUUCAAUGCCAUAUCAAGAAUUGGAUUGCAACAGCAGGGAAACAAUGAAUUUGUAUCAGCAUUAGCAGCUGGUAUGAAAGCAAAACUUAUAGUAGAAGUGACACAUCGAGCAUCUCCAUCAACAAUAGCCCUGGCAGCAGCUGCAAGACAAACUGGUGGAAGGUUGGUGUGUAUUCUCCCGGAACUGGUCCUUAACGAGUCUGAAGAAGUUAUUAGGAACUCGGGUCUAAAGGAACAAGUAGAAUUUAGAACUGAAGAUCCAUCAAAGAUAUUGCCAUAUUAUGAAAAUAUUGGUUUCUCUUUCGUUGAUUGCAAAGUUGAAAACUCUGCAAGGUUGCUCAACUUGCUACAUCUCAACCCUAUGAGAUCUGUAGUGGUGGCAAGCAAUUUGGUUGGGAAUACAGAAGGGUUGGGAGGCUAUGUAAAAAGAAAGGAUGAGAAAGUAGCGGUGAGAUCUCUAAAGCACCCUAUAGGUAAAAAGGUAUUUUUUGCACGAAUGAUGAAAAUGAUAAGAGGGCUGGGGUCAGAGACAAUAGUAGCAGAAAAAUCAAAAAAGGUUGUCUUUGUUGUCAAAGAGCUUAACAUGCUGCGGAUGGGAAUAAUCAAGUGCAUGCUUGGUGUUGAUUAG